UUGGUUGAAUUUGUAUCAAUUUCUAUUUCGUAAAAUGCAAAUAAUGAAUCUGCAAAGGCCCAUCACAGAGUUUAGCCCAUAGAGAUUAAGCUGCGCCAGCACACAGGGGAUACUUUGCACAUCAUAUAAAAAGGUCCUGCCUUCAAUUUUCAAAAACCCCUGUGAAUUUUCAGAAAAACCCUAGGGAAAUCUGAGCGGCAAUGGCGAUUCCCGAAGAACUCAUGAUCGACAUUUUCUCACGUCUCCCUGCAAAAUCCGUCGGCAGGUUCAGGUGCUUAUCGAAGCUAUGGCGCGAGAUACUCUCCACCCCUGAAUUCAUCAAAUCCCACCUCAAUCUCCAAACCAACCCCCAACAAAACCUCCUCCUCGUCGCCGCACUGAACACGAUCCACACAAUCUCCGACGUAAAAAACGGCACCGUUUCGAGAAAGAUCCAGCUGAUUGAUGAAUGGGAAGAGGCUAUCGGCUCGUGCGACGGUCUCGUUUUGCUACUAAACGAGAAAAGUGAGAAGAUUUUGGUGAAUCCGAUUACUCUGCAGAAGGAAAAAAUACCCGAUCCGCCUCUAGCUUUGAACAAGACCGAAAGCCAUAGCAUGCACGGAUUCGGCUAUGAUGGUUCGAUCGAUGAUUACAAGAUUGUCGUCGUUUCUUACUACGAUACCGACGAGUACUACCCGGAUAAUUUCGAUACGUUUGUGGAUGUCUAUUGCGUGAAGAAGGGUGUUUGGAAGAGGGUUGAUAAUUCUCCGUACGAUCUUUCUUCUGCUAGACGGUGCACCGGUGCUUGUGUGAGUGGAGCUGUGCAUUGGUUGGCUCCUAGUAAAAAACAGGGGGAUUAUCGGUCUGUGAUCGCUGCAUUCGAUUUGGCACGUGAGGUGUUCGAUGAAAUUCCUGUUCCAAAUGAUGUGUCGAUGGAUUCCGGGUGCUAUCAGCUUGUGGUGCUUGGGGGAUGUCUUUGUAUAACGGAUGCUGGAAGAAGCCUUCACCAGGAUAAUAACAAGACGGAUAUUUGGAUUAUGCACGAGUAUGGUAUGGCAGAAUCUUGGACGAAGUUCACUAUAGAUUGCGGUUACGAAUGGUCUAUGUUGAAGCCUUUGUGCUACAUUGGAGAUGAGGAAGUUGUGCUGAUUUGUGAAGGUGGAGAAGUAUUGCUUGUUUACAAUCUGAAAGAGAAGAGUUUGAAGAACAUGGUUGUUGAUGGAGCUUCGGCUUACGUUCUCGAUGGGUGCGUCUUUGUGGAGAGCCUUCUCUCUCCUUGUUUUGGUGCGCCUUAAAAAAUCUUGGCGCUCGAAGGAAAGAACAAGAGAAAUCCCAAUUAGCAACAGAGAUUUGUGAGUUAUUGACACGCGCCACCACUUGUGCAAAUCUUCAC
Molecule: messenger RNA, 1372 nt
Organism: Erythranthe guttata (spotted monkey flower)
Lineage: Eukaryota; Viridiplantae; Streptophyta; Magnoliopsida; Lamiales; Phrymaceae
Product: F-box/kelch-repeat protein At3g06240
Molecular function (GO): protein binding
Source: RefSeq, a predicted model, not a curated record